This is a messenger RNA of Talpa occidentalis (Iberian mole), 2187 nucleotides long. RefSeq names its product SKI proto-oncogene (gene SKI). Gene Ontology annotation, molecular function: DNA-binding transcription factor activity, RNA polymerase II-specific; SMAD binding; RNA polymerase II cis-regulatory region sequence-specific DNA binding. Lineage: Eukaryota; Metazoa; Chordata; Mammalia; Eulipotyphla; Talpidae. The record is from RefSeq and is a predicted model, not a curated record. Gene Ontology annotation, biological process: negative regulation of BMP signaling pathway. Gene Ontology annotation, cellular component: nucleus.
AUGGAGGCGGCGGCGGGCGGCCGCGGCGGCUUCCAGCCGCACCCCGGGCUGCAGAAGACGCUGGAGCAGUUCCACCUGAGCUCCAUGAGCUCGCUGGGCGGCCCGGCCGCCUUCUCGGCGCGCUGGGCGCAGGAGGCCUACAAGAAGGAGGGCGCCAAGGAGCCGGGCGCGCCCGCGGUGCCCGCGCCGGUGCCCGCGGCCGCCGAGCCGCCGCCCGUGCUGCACCUGCCCGCGCUGCCCCCGCCGCCCGUGCUGCCCGGGCCCUUCUUCAUGCCGUCCGACCGCUCCACCGAGCGCUGCGAGACCGUGCUGGAGGGCGAGACCAUCUCGUGCUUCGUGGUGGGCGGCGAGAAGCGCCUGUGCCUGCCGCAGAUCCUCAACUCGGUGCUGCGCGACUUCUCGCUGCAGCAGAUCAACGCGGUGUGCGACGAGCUGCACAUCUACUGCUCGCGCUGCACGGCCGACCAGCUGGAGAUCCUCAAAGUCAUGGGCAUCCUGCCCUUCUCCGCGCCCUCGUGCGGGCUCAUCACCAAGACGGACGCCGAGCGCCUGUGCAACGCGCUGCUGUACGGGGGCGCCUACCCGCCGCCCUGCAAGAAGGAGCUGGCGGCCGGCCUGGCGCUGGGCCUGGAGCUCAGCGAGCGCAGCGUGCGCGUGUACCACGAGUGCUUCGGCAAGUGCAAGGGGCUGCUGGUGCCCGAGCUGUACAGCAGCCCCAGCGCCGCCUGCAUCCAGUGCCUGGACUGCCGCCUCAUGUACCCGCCGCACAAGUUCGUGGUGCACUCGCACAAGGCCCUGGAGAACCGGACCUGCCACUGGGGCUUCGACUCGGCCAACUGGCGGGCCUACAUCCUGCUGAGCCAGGACUACGCGGGCAAGGAGGAGCAGGCGCGGCUCGGCCGCUGCCUGGACGACAUGAAGGAGAAGUUCGACUACGCCAACAAGUACAAGCGGCGGGUGCCCCGGGUGAGUCUCCUCGAGCCCCCAGCUUCCAUAAGGAAAACAGACGACGCCCCCUCCCAGCCCCCCACGUCUGCGGAGAAGGACAAGCAGUCCGGCUGGCUGCGGACCCUCGCCGGCUCCUCCAAGAGCUUGGGCUGUGCACACCCGCGCCCGCGCCUCUCUGCCUUCCGGCCCUGGUCCCCCGCGGUGUCCACGGGCGGCGACAAGGAGCUCUCCCCGCACCUCCCGGCCCUGAUCCGAGACAGCUUCUACUCCUACAAGAGCUUCGAGACGGGCGUGGCCCCCAACGUGGCGCUGGCACCCCCCGCCCCGCAGAAGGUGGCGGGCAGCCCGCCCCGCAGCACCCUCGGCGCCCGGCCCCCCGAGCCGCUGCCCCCGUGCGUCCAGCCCAGGAAGCGGAAGCUGGCCGCGGACACCCCCGCAGCCCCGGAGAGCGCGGCGCCCGGCGCGGCCCCAGAGGACGACAAGGACUCGGAGGCGGAGGUGGAAGUGGAGAGCAGAGAGGACUUCACCUCGUCCCUCUCCUCGCUCUCGUCUCCGUCCUUUACCUCAUCCAGCUCCGCCAAGGACCUGAGCUCCCCGGGCCUGCACGCCCCGCCCGCGGCCAGCGCGGCCGACGCCGCGGCGCCCGGCGAGGCCCCGAGCGGGGGGCUGGAGGCGGAGCUGGAGCACCUGCGGCAGGCCCUGGAGGGCGGCCUGGACACCAAGGAAGCCAAAGAGAAGUUCCUGCACGAGGUGGUGAAGAUGCGCGUGAAGCAGGAGGAGAAGCUGAGCGCCGCGCUGCAGGCCAAGCGCAGCCUGCACCAGGAGCUGGAGUUCCUGCGCGUGGCCAAGAAGGAGAAGCUGCGGGAGGCCACGGAGGCCAAGCGCAGCCUGCGCAAGGAGAUCGAGCGGCUGCGCGCCGAACGAGAACGAAAGAUGAAGGAGGCCAACGAGGCCCGCCUGCGCCUCAAGCGCGAGCUGGAGCAGGCGCGCCAGGCCCGCGUGUGCGACAAGGGCUGCGAGGCCGGCCGGCUGCGCGCCAAGUACUCGGCGCAGAUCGAGGACCUGCAGGUGAAGCUGCAGCACGCGGAGGCCGACCGCGAGCAGCUGCGCGCCGACCUGCUGCGGGAGCGCGAGGCCCGGGAGCACCUGGAGAAGGUGGUGAAGGAGCUGCAGGAGCAGCUGUGGCCGCGGCGGCCCGAGCCCGCGGGCGGCGAGAGCGCGGCCGAGCUGGAGCCCUAG